AACAGAGACUUUCAAGGGAUAUCCUGAUAACUGUUGACAAGAACACAAAUGAACUAAACUUAAAUUCUCUGUAAAGAUGGCGACUGGUGGUGAACCAUUACCUCCAUCGGAUCAAGUUUACGAUUUUGCCUGCACAUCGUGUGAAGCAGACAAUGUAAAUACAGAGGCUCAGUUUUCUUGCAAGGAAUGUGAAAACUACCUCUGCAACAAGUGCAUAAAACUGCACAAUGGGAUUUUCAAGAGGCAUGACGUGCUCGGACUCUUUGAUGUCAUAAAGUGGGAGGGGGAAAAAUGUCUGGAAAAGUGUGAAAAACACCCGGAGAAGAGUGUGAAGAUGGUGUGUGAGGACCAUGACGAGCUUUGCUGCUCUCUCUGUGUUGCCUUAUCUCACAGAAGGUGUCGCAGCAUAAGACUCAUUGAUGAUUUAGCAAAAGGAGUCAAAAAUACAGACUUUGAUGAAUGUGAUUCAAAACCAGAACAAUUUGUCCAUGACACGCAAUCAGAAACAAGCAGUACCACUGCAAGAAAACGCGAUGAUCCAAACUAUGUGUACAAAACCAAAGCGACACACAUCCACAAUUUGAGGUUAAAAGAUGAGAAUGAAUGCUGUAUUCAAGGCAUAUGUGAGCUACAGACAGGGGAAAUAGUGCUGGCCGAUUGUACCAAUGAUAAAAUGAAAGUUUUAAACAGGGAGUUUAAAAUAGUCACUACUCUAAAUCUUCCACAACACACUGAAAAUAUGUGCUUUGUAGGUGGAAAUGAAGUUGCACUGGCAGUAGAUGAUGCUAAAAAGAAACAUGAAGUUCAUUUUAUAGCAAUUCACAAAUCUAAAGCAAAAUCUAUCAGCAAGUUUGCAGUGGCACACUACUGCAAUGCUGUAAGCUUUCACAAUGAUAACGUGUACGUUGGUUCAGAAUCGUCUGUUUACAUGUAUAGCAAAAAAGGAAAAAUGAUCAAAGUAGUCUACCAGGCAUUAGGGAUUGCAAUGACAAUGAAUGGAAUCCACGCUAGCAACGAUGGACAAAAAAUUUACAUCACUGACUCUUCAAACGACAAGGUGAUAACCAUUAAUAAUUCUGGGACAGUAUCAGCAUGUUGUGAGGAUCAAGAACUCAUACUUCCUGUCAGUUUAUGUGUAAGUGAACAUGGGCAUGUGUUCGCCUGUGCACUUCAGUCCAACUCUGUACUGCAAAUUGACAAAGAAGGAAAGAGAAAGUUAAGAACACUAGUCAGUGGUAAUAAAAUCCACAAUCCACUUGUAGUGUACUUUUCCACAAGGUCACAGCAGCUCAUGGUAGCUGGUAUAACAAAUGAUUUACUUGUAGCUGACCUGAUAUAACUUAAAGUUACUUGCAGCUGACCUGAUUAACUUAAGGUUACUUGAAGCUGGCCUCAUAUGACUUAAAGUUACUUGAAGCUGACCUGAUAAAACUGUAAGCUAGUUGAAAAUAUGUUUACAUUAAUUGAAGGUUACUUGAUAUAACUUUAGGUUACUUUAGGAUGACCUGAUAUAACUUUAGGUUACUUGAGGAUGACCUGAUAUAAUUUUAGGUUACUUGAGGAUGACCUGAUAUAACUUUAGGUUACUUGAGGAUGACCUGAUAUAACUUUAGGUUACUUGAGGAUGACCUGAUAUAAUUUUAGGUUACUUGAGGAUGACCUGAUAUAACAUUAGGUUACUUGAGGAUGACCUGAUAUAACUUUAAGUUACUUGAGGAUGACCUGAUAUAACUUUAGGUUACUUGAGGAUGACCUGAUAUAACUUUAGGUUACUUGAGGAUGACCUGAUAUAACUUUAAGUUACUCGAGGAUGACCUGAUAUAGCUUUAGGUUACUCGAGGAUGACCUGAUAUAGCUUUAAGUUACUCGAGGAUGACCUGAUAUAGCUUUAGGUUACUUGAGGAUGACCUGAUAUAACUUUAAGUUAAUUGAGGAUGACCUGAUAUAGCUUUAGGUUACUCGAGGAUGACCUGAUAUAGCUUUAAGUUACUCGAGGAUGACCUGAUGUAACUUUAAGUUACUUGAGGAUCACCUGAUAUAACUUUAAGUUACUUGAGGAUCACCUGAUAUAACUUUAAGUUACUUGAGGAUCACCUGAUCUUACUUAAGGUAAUUAAACCUUAAGUUUGAAGAUGCAACAUUCUUCCUAAGUUUUUUGUUUUCUUUGUCCUUUGUAAGCAUUAAAUAGUCAUAUGACUUAAUUUAGUGAACAGCAUACUUAUAGCCACUGUCAAGAGUGGUGAAGACAAAGUUGUAUUUACCAUUGCUGUUAGUUAACAGUCUCAAAAAAACCAAGACUGCAUUUUCUUCCUUUGGAUUCCAUUUCUGAACUUUUCCAAAAAAAUUUUAAACAAAUCUGGGGGGAAUUUAAGGGUCUCUUAGUGAAAUUUUAAAUGUUUUUAUCAACAGUUUUUUUUUUUCUUUUUUGCAAUUAAUCAUUAUUGUACAAAAUCAUUUGCCAACAAUUGCUUAGUCAUCUUAACAGCGAGUGUAUGCCAAAAUAUUAUCAGAAUAUGAAUUUCAGUUAAGGUUAUAUUUUACAACCAUUGUGAAACAAGUUAUUACAACAUUAUAUUAAUCACUCUCAUUGGCAUGAUGCUAUGCAAGAGUGUGAUCUAAAUGUGUUGUGGGGGAAACCUGAGUACCUGAAAACCCACUAGUGACCAUAAACUAAACUCACAUGCGCUCAGGCAUUAGAAUUAAACCCGGGUCACCUAGGUGAGAUAAGUGAGUGCAUUUACCGAACAACCAAUUUCAGAUUAAUUAAUAUUUAGUGAGUGUCGCAAAUUAAACUAAAAGUGAUUAAAAGAUAAAAUAAACUUUGCCUAAACUGACCUACAAAGCACUUUGGUUUUGAUAUAAAUAUAAGAUGGCCCUAAAUUGUACAUACUAAUUACCAUACGUGAUACUAUUCAAAUAUAUUGAUGAUUAUUGUUUUGUUUUAAUGCGAGAUAGCAAUAUAUUUCACCGAGUGAGCACCAAAAGCUGUUUUUCAAGAGUGGCAUAACCAAGAGUGAAAUAUACACUUUUUGUGUUCACAAGGUGAGAUAUAUUGCGAUCUUAUACUGAAACAAGCAAUUUUUCUUUUUAUUAUAUGCCUUAAAGAAAUUUAAAAAGACAGUUUAUUGUAGUUUUUCAGAAAAUCCUGUCAAAUUGUAUGCAAACACAACGUCACUUCUGAAAUGUCAUCAUUGAAAUUGCGUCACAGCCCUCUGCGUGUUGACUUAAAAAGUGAGAGUGGGCAAAAAUUUCAAAACAGUGAAAAAUAUCAAGUAUAUAUCAUUUAUAUUUCACUGAUAAACCUGAC
Mya arenaria is the source of this 3307-nucleotide messenger RNA. RefSeq lists its product as uncharacterized. The record is from RefSeq and is a predicted model, not a curated record. Gene Ontology annotation, cellular component: nucleoplasm; chromatin. The coding region runs from base 77 to 1339 and encodes 420 amino acids. Gene Ontology annotation, biological process: positive regulation of DNA-templated transcription. Gene Ontology annotation, molecular function: ubiquitin-protein transferase activity; zinc ion binding. The transcript is spliced from 2 exons. Lineage: Eukaryota; Metazoa; Mollusca; Bivalvia; Myida; Myidae.